AUGAACGUUGCUCCUCUUCUGAAAUUAAUGAUACCCUGGAGUGUGCUGUUGCUCUAUUCACUUCUUCAGCUGUUUCAAGAAUCGUAUUGUGAACUCACAGGUCUUGGACAGAACAGAUUAAGAAGGAGCAGGUUGAAUGCAUUUCGUCAGAAACGGGAUCUCCCAGCUGAAGAGAAUUACAGAACAAAUUUUGCUGCCCAUCGAGCCCGCAGAAGUGCUGCCUACAAUACAAAUUUACCUUAUCCUGAAGUUUCUAUAAAAUGUGAUCUUCCAGAUGCUUGCCCUCAAGACUGUCUCAAUGGUGGCUUCUGUGGCGAGGAUGGCACAUGUGAUUGCAGUGAAGUUCAAGGCAAUGGAACUCGUUGUCAGACUGUUUUAAAUAUGGCUGAAAACAGAGAAGGAAUAUGCAGAUCGUGGGGCCAAUACCAUUUUGAAACCUUUGAUGGGAUUUAUUUUUACUUUCCUGGAAAAUGCUCCUACAUUCUUGCAAAAGACUGCAGGACAGCACAGCCUCAGUAUGUGGUUCAGGUCCAUAAUAGUGCAGCGUGCACCUCCUCAUACUCAUGCUCAAGAUCCAUCAGCUUGUUCUUUCCAAAUGAAGAGGAAAUAAUUAUUAUUGGCCAUCAAGUUAUGAAAGGAGGAAUCAGGCUGAAAUUGCCUCAGAUGGUGAGACAUGUAUUCUUCGAAAGGUUAGCUGACUACAUUCUUGUGAAAACAACAUUUGGAUUUUCCCUGGCUUGGGAUGGACUCUCUGGUAUUUAUAUCAAACUUACAGUUGAGCACAAAGGGAAAUCCUGUGGUCUAUGCGGCAACUACAAUGGAGACAUGUCUGAUGAUCUGAAUUCGAGCUACAGCAUGCUGACUGAGGACAUUGCUGUUUUUGGAAACAGUUGGAUGUCACAGUCUCCCUCUGAUACUCCAUGUGAACCCGUAUCUCUCAACUUUCCUAGCCCUUGCAGGGGCAAAGGAGAAUCAGUUAAUGAUAUCAUUGUAAAAUGUGAAGUUCUGGUCAGUUUCCCUUUCUUUUCUUGUCGUAACCACGUCCAGCCUAAUUCCUAUGUCGCCAGUUGUAUCAAUGAUCUAUGCACGACGGACGAUAGUGAAACCUAUUGUCGAUCAGUGACAGAGUACACUAGGGCAUGUUCUCAUGCCGGCUAUCCUCUACGGGAGUGGAGAGAUGACUUCCCCGCUUGUAUUGAACAGUGUGAAGAGAGUCUUGUUCACCGUGACUGCAUCAGUUGCUGCCCGCCCACCUGCACAUUUGAAAAGGAAUGUCUGGGAAGUAGCCUGCAUUGCUUGGAUGGGUGUUACUGUCCAGACGGACUUAUCAUGGAGAAUGGAACAUGCAUCUCAGUAUACAAUUGUCCAUGUAUAUACCAUGGAGCGAUCUAUCCCAUCGGGUCUCACUUACAGGAGGGUUGCAAUGAAUGCAUUUGCAGUGGUGGUGUGUGGAACUGUACAGACAAUGAUUGCCCAGCUGAAUGCUCUGUCACAGGAGAUAUGCAUUUCACCACUUUUGACGGCCGGAUUUUUACUUUUCUUGGCACCUGCCAGUAUAUCUUUGCAAAGAGUCACAGGAGUAACAGAUUCACAGCGACACUGCAGAAUGUGCCCUGUGGUCAGAAUUUGGACCACAGCUGCAUUCAGUCAGUCACCCUAUUGAUAGAUGAGGAUACGAGUAAACAGAUCACCCUAACCAGAGCAGGAGAAAUCCAGCUUGGCAUCAAUCAAGCAAUUAGCCUUCCGUACUUCAAUGGAGUUACUGAAAUUCGUAAAUUGUCGUCUAUAUUCGUGCAAGUGAAAACAACGUUUGGUCUCCGGCUACAGUUUGACAAAGAAGGAGGAAGACUCUAUCUUCAGGUUGACAGCAGUUGGAAGGGAGGAACUGUUGGUUUGUGUGGAACAUUUAAUGGAAACUUACGAGAUGACUUUCUUUCACCUGCAGGUAUGAUUGAAGGGACUCCACAAUUACACGCCAAUGCAUGGAAGAUAUCAUCUGCGUGUGUAACACCACUAAAUGUCCCUCUGAUUGACCCCUGUGACACAAAUCAACAAAACGCUUUGUAUUCUUCAACAAUGUGUGAUAUCCUCAAUCAAGAACUGUUUGCACCUUGCCAUUCCUUUGUGAAUCCCAGCCCCUAUUACCAGCGGUGCCGUUAUGAUGCCUGCAAGUGUGGACGCUUGUGCAUGUGUACAGCCCUUGGACACUAUGCAUCUCUUUGUGCCAAACACAGAAUUCGCAUUGACUUCAGAUCAGUCGUAUCAGACUGUGGUGUCAUCUGCCAGUCCAACAUGUUGUAUCACACCUGUUCUUCCUCUUGUGGACGCACUUGUCAGUCACUUUCUAUAAACGAGGUCUGCAGUGACGAUUGUGCUGAAGGCUGCAAUUGUCCGAAUGGGACAUUCUACCAUGAGGUGUUGCGCCACUGUGUCCUGAAGUCCCAGUGCUCAUGUCAAUUUCUCGGAGGACUGUAUCAGUCAGGAGAGGUCACGUUCAGUAACUCAGGACCAUGUCUAUGCAGGAAUGGAAGGAUGGAGUGUUCCCCUCCAGAAUCAGAACCUGACCCUGGAGAGUGUCCUGACAAUAAGAGAUACUUUGACUGCAGAGAUCCUCCGCCUGGCCUGCCUUGGACUGGAACAGCGUGUGAAAUCACAUGUGAAAACCUUAUGAUGAACCUCACCUGUCCACCCAUCACACCUUGUAUGUCAGGCUGUGUUUGUCCUCCUGGGCUGGUGAGACACGGUGGGGACUGCUUUCUGCCCGACAACUGCCCUUGCCGUUGGAAAGGUCAGGAAUAUUUACCAGGAGAAGUGGUCUCCUCUGUCUGUUACACUUGUGUGUGUCAAAGAGGAUUGUUUAACUGCACCUACCACCCAUGUCCUGAAGUGUGCACUAUAUAUAAUGAUCGGCAUUAUCGGACGUUUGAUGGACUGGAGUAUGAUUAUGUCAGUGACUGUCAAGUAUAUUUGGUGAAGACCACUGGUGCACUGAAUGUCUCUGUAUCAGCUCAGAAUAUGGAUUGCUAUGACAGUGGGAUUAUUUGCAUGAAGACCCUAAUGAUCUCCAUUGGAAGGACUCAUCUUUAUUUUAAUGACAACUCUGGAAAGCCACGUUUAUCCAGUGUAAAGAGAGAAGGGGAUGAUUUUCAACUGUGGAAGGCUGGGUACUAUGUAGCAAUACACUUUCCAAUGCAAGAGAUUAUAAUCCUUUGGGAUAAAAAGACAACUGUGCACAUUCAGGUUGGACCUCAGUGGAGGGGUAAACUGAUGGGCAUGUGUGGAAAUUUUGACAAAAGUACAGCAAAUGACAUGACCACUUCAAACAACAUGGAAGUGAGCAAUACUCAGGCGUUUGGAGACAGCUGGGCUCUUGGCCAGUGUGUCAGUAGGGACGAUAUCACCAGGCCAUGUGAAGCAGAUCUAAUUCGGCAGCCAUUUGCUAAGAGAGAAUGUGCCAUUCUGUUCAGCGAAGUAUUUGCUCCUUGUCACAAUGUGGUCGACGUUACCUGGUUUUAUAAGAAUUGCCUGACAGACACAUGUAACUGUAACCGUGGUGGGGACUGUGAAUGUUUCUGUACCAGUGUUGCAGCCUAUGCUCACAAGUGCUGUCAGAAAGGAAUAUCAGUGAACUGGCGAUCACCCAGUGUUUGUCCUUUUGACUGUGAAUUCUACAACCGAGAUCUUGGCGAAGGGCCAUAUGUGUUCCUCAGCUAUUUGUACAAUAACACUGUUAUCGGAGCCAACAUGACAACUGGGGAUGUCUUCCCUUGUCAAAGAAACUGUGCUGGAGGGAAUAUUUUGAUAAAUUUCAUGAUUGCACCUGGACUAUACAAAGGAAGGCAAUUCAAUCUGCCAAUUGUUUCCUUCGAAUCUGCUGAAAGACCAAAUUAUUUUUUACACGCUGGGGUAAAUGGUUCCCUUCGUUUGGAGAAAUGGAGAGACAGUGCUUUCUGGAAAGAAUCUUCAUUCAUCCAACAUCAUAAUAAAUGGAUCUCUGGCUACAGUACCUUUGAAUUAUACAAUAGGAAAGGAGCUUUUGUCAGAGUCACACCAUCAUUUGUGACAGCAGUUCAUUACGAUUACUCCGAUAAAUUUAAACUCUCAAGCAGCUUUGCUAUUGAAGAAAGCAGCACAGUUAUUCCAUACAGAACAAUGUGUGAAUUUAGACACAAGGUCUGUGCCAGUCCAUGCAUCAAAACCUGCAGUGAUCCCCACGGUACAGCGUGCAAGUUUCUACCCCUAGUAGAGGGCUGUAUGGCACAUUGUCCAAAGCUUAUGCUUCUUGAUGAAGUCACUCGUAGAUGUGUUUAUCUAGAGGACUGUAUCAAUAUAACUGCUACAGAAUUACCUUAUCUUCCAACACCUGGUAAAACAUCCACUGCAACAGAAGCAGCAUACAGUCCUCCUGCUAGGUCAGUGACUCCAACAACAUUACGGGUGACAACAGGCUUGACAGAAAAAUCCACAACAAUAAUGCCACCUGGAACAACUUUGUUAUCCCAACUGACUACUCCUCUGGCAUUGACAGCAUCUUCAGCCAGGACCACUACAAGUUCAGCUGUCACAAGUUCCCGCCAGUUACCUUCAAGUGCUUUAACAACAGAGGUCACAGGCUCCACUACAGUUCCCGCAACGGCUAAUGUAACCUCAACUCUGACAACACCCACUGUGCCUCUGCUCACCACCACUUCUGUCGGGAUUACUGGAGCUACAAGUAACUUUUCAACAGCAGCUGUUACAAGCCAGUCUAAAACUCCCAUUUCUGCGACUCAAGAAACACUCUCUCCCUCAGUUACUGCUUCACACAGUGCUUUUACCAAAAGAUCUGAAGCCACUGGCUAUUCCACACAGAGCACCCAUGUUGCCGCAUCAUCUGCUAGUCCACACAAAACCGUAUCAGUGACUAUUGGACAACCUUUCACUGACACUCAUUUGGUAACUACAGCACAGGUCCUACAGACAAGGUAUUACACAUCCCCUAGAAGCGUGGAAUCCACAACAACAAAACGGACAACUGUGGCAACAACCAUGUCUGCAAUGCUAUUCACCGAGCUGAGGACAACGCUAACUAAAACAACAGAGCCGGCAAUUGCAACUGCAGCAGGAACCAAAGAGAUACAGGACACUUGGCACACCAGAGCACCAUUCAAAUCUUCACCUACACUCAUCCUUACAUCAACCAGUGCUGUUUUGACUCCCCAGAUAAGUGGCACUGAUGGGAUAGUGAAGCCAACCAAACCUGCAACACCUACACCAGAACCCCCCAUGUAUCCUGUACCACUCACAGUCAGCUCGAUUUCAGCCACAGAUUUUGAGGAGAAAGCCACACCAGCAGCAACCUCCACGUCAACAUCCUCUGUUCCAGCUAAUUUUACUUCCUCAUCUUAUAGAACAGUUGUCUCCGAGCUGCCUUCAUCUUUUCCUCCCACCCUGACUUCUCUCACAUCCGAGGCUGCAACAGCUCCUCAUCCAGAAAGUGCAAUUCCGUUUGACAGCUCAGUUACACUCUCUGAUUCUCAAACUGUAGCACCAUCAGCAACACCCUCUGCCCCGCAGUGCACAUGUACUUUUAACGUGACACAGCCAAGCUGUGGCUUUCUGGGGAUGCCUCUCCAAGUAAACAGUGAUAAGUGCUGUCCUCAGUGGGAAUGCCCAUGUCGCUGUUCAAUGUUUUCUGACCUACACAUAAUCACAUUUGAUGGCAAUGAUGUGGGAGUGUAUGAUGCUGAAGCCUACGUACUGACCCUGCUACCACAAGAAACUAUCGUUGCUCAUAUUGAACAGUGCUCCACUCGUGAGAGUGCAAAUUCCAUAAGGCGCCCUGUGCCUGGAGGAAAUUCUGGAUUGUGCUUUAAAAAACUGAACAUCACUUCAAGGACCCACAAAGUUCUGAUCAAUCGACUGGAAAGGACGACAACGGUGAACUCUAGACAUGCUCGGCUCCCAUUCACAAAGCUUGGCUUCCAUAUAGUGGACACAGGAACAAUGUACCUGAUUCAUACCCCAGCUGGGGUUACUAUUCAGUGGUAUCGCAGCACAGGCAUUAUUGUCUUAGAGUUUGGUUUGCCUUCCAACAGAACCAUAAGCACUAAAGGGCUGUGUGGCUGUUGUAAUGGCAGCCCUGCUGAUGACCUCAAGCUGCCAAAUGGGACCUUCAUUACAGAAGUGGAAAAUAUUGGUCUUUUCCUUGAGAGUUGGAUGGUUGAAACAUCUGGACGAGAGACUGAUUGUUUUAGAUGCCGAAAGCAGAACUGCACCACUGCCAACUGCACUGCUUGUUUUGAAAUGCUGAACCAAAGCCCCUGGACACAGUGUCACCAGCAGGUUACUCCAGAGAUAUUUUGUGAGCUGUGGAUUCGGGAUUUUCACUACACGACCCAUCAGUGCGAUGCUCUGGCUGUAUAUGCAGCUGCUUGCAACAAAUACAACAUUUGUAUUCAGUGGAGAACUCCAAACUUUUGUCCACUUAGCUGCCCAAUGGGUAUGGAAUACCAACCUUGUGUACCAGCUUGUGAGAGUAAAACAUGCCAGAAUAAGGACUUCUAUUUGGAGAAUGAUUCAACCUGUUUGUUCAUCAGCGAGAGUUGUGUCUGUCCCUACGGAACUGUACUUCAUCAACCGGACUCUAACUACUGUGUUACAGAGCAACAGUGCGCUUGCACGGACAAUGAAGGCAGGCCAAGGUCAGCGAGUGAGACUUGGAAUGGAUCACAAAGAGGAUGCUGUAUGCAGAAAUGCUUGGACAAUGGAACAAUUAUUGCAGUGAAACCCACUUGCAGUGAAGUAUCAUCACCAAUCUGUGAACGGGAGGGAGAAGUGGUUAUCAAUGUCAUUGAGGAGGGAGUCUGUUGCCCAAAGAAGAUUUGUGAAUGCAAUCUGACAAUAUGUGGCAAUGAAGUUCCAGCGUGUGAGAAUGGAAAUAAAUUGGUAAUAGGCUACAGCAGCAUUUCAUGUUGUCCUGAUUACAGAUGUGAAUGUGACCCACUGCCCUGCCCAACUAGUUCACCCCCUGAAUGUAGGGAGGAUCAGUUUCUUGUCGAAGUGCGCAAGGAUUACUCCUGCUGUUUCUCCUUUCAAUGUGUGUGUGAAUCUUGCAUUGACCCAAUUCCCAUAUGCAGUGAAGGAGAAAUCCUUGCAGUAGAUCUCAACAGCACAAACCGGUGCUGUCCGCUGUACCACUGUGUCUGUGAUGCCAAUAUGUGUCCUCCGCCUGACAAGAGUUGUGAAUCUGGAACAAAGUUGGUAAAGAAAGAUGUUCCAGAGAUCUGCUGCCCUGAAUGGCAAUGCGAAUGCAACUGUGAAAUUUCGGAUGUUACAUCAUGUAAAGUGGGAGAAGUUCUCAAAGAGGAUCCUGACUUUCACAAUGUCUGUGGCUGCAUUCGCUAUAUCUGCAAAAAGGAUAAAGUGUGCCUGUUCCAAGGUGUGACUGUCUUGAAACCUGGCCAGUCAAUGAUCCAGUCUUUUGAAGGUGAACUGUGUCACACAGUCAAUUGUUUGCACUCGAUAGAUCCUGUUACUGAGUUCCAUUCAAUGGAGAUUAACAUAGUUGCCUGUUCAGAAAAAUGUGAACCUCAUCAAGUCUACAUUCCUUCAUCUGACCCUCACUUUUGCUGUGGUUCUUGUAAGAAUAUUUCAUGCCCAUCUGAGAAUGAGAGUGGAGAAACCAUUUUAAACAAGGCAGGAACAUCUUGGGUUUCAAACUGCAUCAGAUAUGAAUGUCUGGAGACUGCUGUUGGGGUUGCGAUACUUGGCUCUGGAGUUGUCUGCCCACCGUUUAAUGACACUGAAUGUAUACAGAAUGGGGGAAUCGUAAAGACCUACGUGGAUGGCUGCUGCAAGACUUGCAAAGAAGAUGGAAAGCCUUGCCAGAAAUUAGCUGUCAGAAUGAUCAUCAGAAAAGAUGACUGCCGCACCACUAGUUCUGUAAACGUGGCUUCCUGUGAUGGCAAAUGCCCAUCUGCUGUGAUUUUCAACUCCAAUAUCAACGGCUAUGCAAAAUUCUGCAAAUGCUGCAGAGAAGGUGGGCUAAGCGAUCGGAUUGUACCACUUUUCUGCACAGGAAAUUCAACUUGGAUAGACUUUAUAUUUCAAGAGCCAACAGACUGUUCCUGUAGAUGGAAUUAA
Messenger RNA from Callorhinchus milii (elephant shark), 8124 nucleotides. RefSeq names its product otogelin-like (gene otogl). Gene Ontology annotation, molecular function: protein binding; alpha-L-arabinofuranosidase activity. The record is from RefSeq and is a predicted model, not a curated record. Gene Ontology annotation, biological process: L-arabinose metabolic process. Gene Ontology annotation, cellular component: extracellular matrix. Lineage: Eukaryota; Metazoa; Chordata; Chondrichthyes; Chimaeriformes; Callorhinchidae.